UGAACGUUCGGUCGGUGACGGAGCGGUGGAACAGCAAAUCGCAUUUGUUGUCGUGGUAUUAAAUAAUGGGUUUAUAAAUAUUUACCUACGCGCUUCUUAACUUCACAAUAAUGUUCAAUGACUCUUAGUGCCAAACUACAUUUAAGGAUGUAAAAGGAAUUUUGUUUAUGGAUUAAAUAAUGUUUGUGCAGUGCUAGUGCUAUUGAUAACGCUGUCAAGCUCAGCUGGGUUUCAACGAGCGGUAAAAAUCUCGCGAUUUUUUCUAGGUAGCGGAAAGCACUUUUGUGCUCCAGUUCCUCAAGUAACCAACAUUGGCCGUGAUCCAUAUUGCGUGUCCGCUCCUAUUGCGCGGGAACUUGCUUUAUUUUUAGCAUUCGCAUAUUUAUCGGUGUCGCGUCGUAAAUAUUAUUUAAAUUACGGUAUUUGCAGUGAAAACUUAACAUGCGGGCAAUUGAUAAGAUAGGUUCAUGAACAAUUAAAAAAAUCUAUGUGCAUCAAUAAAGUGAGUCGAAAAUGAGUGAACCUCAAGAGUCGGCAGCGAGCGACGCGGCGCUGCAGCCGGCCGUGUCAUCAACGUCGCUAGUGGGAGAUGCAUCUCCCUCAGGCUCCACAGCAUCCCAGAGCACAGCUGCAGCUUCAGUCAAGUCUGCAGAACCUACAAGACCCUCAAGCCUGCCGAAACCUUCAGGAAUCAAGCCUCCCAGCAAGAUUGGCAGGCUGUGUUCCAACUCAGCCCCAAAACCAGCAGUCCCCAUCUCUCCAAGGACAGACGGCAGCUCCGACGCCGUGAGGAAGCUCAGCGACGACUUAUCUAGAAAACAUUUAUCAGACCUCAUAGAAGCCGAGGAGGACGAGGUGUCCAGCAGUCUGCCCGACAGACCGCGCUCGCACCGCAAGGCAUCUACCAGCAGCACGUACAGCGUCACGUCGAUGGACGCGCUGUGGGAGAAGCACCCGCGGCGCCUCAGCGAGGCCGGCCUGCGCAGGUCCUCAGAUCACAGUGUUGUCCUAACGGAGGACACUGACAGCUUCAUUAUCGGCGAGCGCGUGUGGGUGGGCGGCACCAAGCCUGGCCAGAUCGCUUACAUCGGAGAGACUCAGUUCGCGCCCGGCGACUGGGCGGGAAUCGUGCUCGACGAUGCCAUCGGCAAAAAUGAUGGAUCAGUCGCUGGCGUCCGCUACUUCCAAUGCUCGGAAAAGCGCGGCGUGUUCUCUCGUCUGACGCGACUGACCCGGGCCCCGCUAGCGACACACGAUGGGUCGCCCACGUCAGACGCUGGUAGCGUUUUCGAGCGCCCCCCUUCUGGGGUGGGACGCUAUCGCCGCACUCUCUCGCCCAACGGUAGCGUGCGCAGCGUUGUUAGCAGCAAAAUGAAUGCAUCUAUUUCAACAACGACAAACGGGGAACUUCGCCUCGGAGACAGAGUCAUAGUAUCCAGCAGUCGUGGGAGCAAAGCUGGUACCCUGAAAUAUGUUGGCGUUACCGAAUUCGCUUCAGGCGUUUGGGCGGGUGUUGAGCUUGACGACCCGAUCGGCAAGAACGACGGCUCUGUUGAAGGAAAGAGGUACUUUGAAUGCGCGCCCCGUUUUGGUUUGUUCGCGCCCAUCGCCAAGGUUUCACGCUCGCCCUCCAACCGCAAGCCUGGAGCCUGCGCGAUCCACAGCAACGGCCGCAUGACUCCCAUGAGACGCUCCAACUCCCGCGAAUCUCUCACGUCACUCGGCACGUCGAUUGCGUCCUCGCGCGCGACGGGGGUGAGGCUCGGGGUGACGGCGCUCGCUGCUCAGCGAGUGGGUGGGCCGCGAGCGUCGUCCACCCCAGUCUCGGCGAAGAACGCACUGCAGGAGAUGCUUCGAGAAAAACAACAUCACUUGGAGCGACUGAUGCGAGAGCGAGAACUGGAGCGGACGGAGGUGGCCAAGGUGUCGCUGCAGGCCAACCGCGCAGAGACCGCGCUCGAGCAGCUGAAGAAGGAAGCCGCACAGACAAGCACUGAAAACGGCAAGCUGAAAGCAGAGCUGGACCGUCUCACGCAGCAGCUAGAAGACGAGAAACAGAAGGUGGAGGACCUGCUCUUUAAACACGAAGAGGAGAACAUCAACAAGGAGGACUACAAUAAAUACAAAGAUGCUAUGGAGGCCGAGAAAUACGCCCGCGAUCAGCGUAUCCGCGAGCUGGAAGCAGAGGUGGCGCUGCAAGCUGCGCGCGCGGAGGCGGCCGCGACAACUCUGCGCGCCGGCGACCAGCAGCGCGCCGCCGAGCUGGCCGCGCUCGCCGACCAGCACCGCGAGGAGCUCGCCGCGGCCCACACACUCUCAUCCGAGCUUCAAAAACUCCUGGACGAAGCCUACGCCCUGCUCAAAGAAAAAGACAGCGAGAAGGAUUCCAUCGGCAAGAGCAUGUCCGAGGAGCUCUCCAAAGUCAAGACCGAAGCAGAAAAGGCCUUGGCCGAGGCCAAAUCUAAAAUCUCCAUCGCACAAACCGAGUUCGACACUCAAAUAUCCGUCCUCACCGCUAAACUACAACUGGCUGAGUCUAAGCUGGAAUCGGAGAAACAGAACUUGGAAAGGCUGAAUAAGGAGAACAGUCAGACCGUUAUUGACUUGAAUGCGAAACUAGCUCAACUCCAGGCUUCUGUCGAUGAUAAGACGCAUGAGUUGAAUAAAGUUAUCGGGGCAAGCAAAGAACACGAAUUGAACCUUAACAAGGAAAUAACUAAGCUCAAAAUGGAACUCAGCUCAAAAAUAUUAGAUUUAGAGCAGUUAGAAGAAGCAAAGACAAAACAAGAUUCGAGCUGUAAAGUCUUGCAGGAAGAGAUCGCUAAAGUCCGGGAGGAGCACGCAGCUAAAAUUAACGAGUAUGAAAGCCUAUUAAACGAAAUUACGCAACAAAAUGAAAAAAGAAAAUCAGAUGUUGCAGAAUUACAGCAAAGUUUAGCUGCCAAAACGAGGGAAUAUGAAAAAUUACUUCACGAAUCAAGUGACUCUUCCAGUUCUACUGAACAACUUAUAAACGAAUACAAACAAAACAUUCACGAAAGAGACAAGGAAAUUAUAAAAUUAAAAGACGAUUAUGAACAGGCUACGGCAAACUUUAAUAUCAAGCAUAGCAAAAUUGCAGAAGAACAUAAGAAAGAAAUCGAUAAUCGUAAUUCAAAAAUAGAAGAGCUCAUGAAAGAAAUAGAGAAUCAUAAGCAAACUUUAGAUCAGAACAAAGUGGAGCUCGAUACUCUUAAUUCGCAAUUUACACACAACGCAGAUGAAUUGAAGGCAGCAAAAGAAGAGAACGAACGCCUCAAACAACAAAUAAAUGAACUAACUCAAACCAAUAAUGAUUUAAAAGCUAAAGUAUCUGCUCUGAUAUUAGAGAUCGGUGAACUAAAACGAAAUUUUGCCAGUACCUUGGAAAAGUGUGAAGACUUGCAGAAAUCUAAAGAUAAAAUCGAAGCUGAAUAUAUGAAUCUUACUGGGCAGGCGACUGACUCUAACGACCAAUUUAACAAACUGUCGCAGCAUCUAAAAGAAUCAGAAAAGGCGUUGGAAGAAUUCAAAGAUAAAGCGCGUGAGGCAGCUAAUAUUCACGGUAGAACGGAACAAGAAUUGAAACAGAAACUAUUUAAGGUUCAAGAAGAUUUUUCGGUAGAACGUGGUCAAUUAAUAAAAUCAAAUGAUGAACGGAUAGAAGAACUGAAAUUGGCAGACGGUAAGAUUAAGGAACUUGAAAAUAAAUCCAAUGAGAUGUCUAAUCAUAUGAAAGAAUUGGAAUCUAAGGCUGAUCAAUUGAUGGACGAAAACACUAAUUUAAAGCAAGAGAUCGUUACUCUGAAAACUAGAGAACAAGAAUUAAACAACGAAUACGAAAUCAUGUGCAAAAAGGUACACGUAGAUAUUGAGAAGUAUAAGGAAGAGAUUGCAAUUUUGAAAGCAGACGGGGCUACAUCACAAGUCACGCUAAUGGAAAAGGUAGACCAAUUAACUGAAGCUCAGAAUGAGUUGAAUAAUAAAUUGGAAGAAGCUAGAAAGAAUGAAGAUUCUUUACAAAAAGUUAUAAAUGACAUGAACUUGCAACUGGGCAAUCAAAAGAGCCAAUAUGAGAAAGAAUUAGAACAAGUUCAUAUACAGUUAAAUGCUGUGAGUGACGAAUUAAAAGCAACCAGGGGCGAGGGCGAAGAGCUGAAGCAAUCUCUACAAGAAAAGGAAAACAGCAUUAAAGAACUUUCACGCAAAUUGGAAAUGCUAGAUGUAGAUCUGAAAUCUAACUCAGAAAUAAUAACUGAAAAAGAUCGCCAAAUUGCACAAAUUAACGUAGAACUCAAUGGUGCUUUAGAAAGUAAGAAACAGCUAGAAGAAAAACUUAAUGCAAGUACACUAGAGUACUCUACUUUGAAGCAGCAAUAUGAAACCCUUGCUAGUAAUUCUUCCGCCGAAGAAUCCAUUUUAAGGGAACAACUUAACCAGUUAGAAUCUUUACGAAAAGAAUUGGCGGUUUUAAACCAAGAAAAAAACACAAUCGAAACCAAAUAUCAAGAAGAAUCAACCCAGUUAGAAAAAUUAAAAAUAGAACACGAAGAAACUUAUAAAAAACUAAAUGAAAACAUUACAGCUAACGUCAACCUUAGUAAAGCUUUAGAAGAACAAAAGAAUGCCAUUCAAACUGAAAGUCAGAAGAGUGAAAAUAAUUCCACCAAGGUUAAACAUUUAGAAGACGAAAUCUCCCGACUGAGUCAAGAAAUCCAAACCUGGGCAGCAAAAGAAAACGAAUUAAAUUUACUAAAUGAAAACUUAAACAAAACAAUAGCUGAAUUGAAAAACCAAAAUGAAGAAUUAAAUGAAAACUAUAAAGUAGAAACAGAAUCUCUAAAAAAUACCGUUAAGCCUUUACAAAAUCGUGUAGAAGAGCAAGAGAAACAAUUAGAAGAGCUACAACAAGCCAAAGAAAAGGUGACUGAACUGCAACAAAUAAUUGCCAAAUCGGAAAGUGAUAUUAAGCAACUAACAAGUAUAAAUGAAGGCCAAAAGACGAAUUAUGAAGAUUUGAAUAAGCAACUGCAAAAACAGUACGAGGAGUACAAAAAAGAAGCCAAACGUGCAAAACACGAUCUAAAAGCUCAAGUAGAAAUGUAUGACAAAGAAUUGAAAGAAUCCAAAGAGAAAGUUAAAGUGGAAAUGGAAAAGCAAUAUGCAUUGCAGCAAAAACUGAGUGACGCUGAAAAAAAUAUAGUAGAAUUAAACAAUAAAUUAGAGUUAGUGACAGUUCAGCAGAGCGCUACUGUAGAAAAAGAUGAUAAGUUAGAGAAAUUGACAUUAGAGUUGCAAGCUAUCAGAAAAACCACCUCCGAAGCCUUAUCGAAGAACGAGACCACUAUUAACGCGUUGAAGAAUGAGGUAGAGCAAAGAAAGAUGGAGUUGAAACAAAAGCAAGAGCUUAUUUCAACACUCCAAGAAGAUGUAAAGAAUCAUAAAGUCAAAGCCGAGAUAGCCGAGAGAGAGAAGGUACUAAUGUUGAAAGACAUGGCGUCUAAGGACAUCCGCGACAAGAAUGAUAACAACGCUGUAGGGCUGCACGGAGCUGGCGACGUUCCUGUAAACGUGGAACAACAGGCUGAAAUGGAGGGCCAGGUGUCGUUCCUGAACUCGGUGAUAGUGGACAUGCAGCGCAAGAAUGAGAUGCUCCUAGCCCGGGUGCAGGCGCUCGAGGGCGGGGCACCCGAUGAGCCCGUCUUCAACGGACGCAAGCCGCGAGCAGUAGCACCGCGACUGUGGUGCGACAUCUGCGACGUGUUCGACGCGCACGACACCGAGGACUGCCCGCGCCAGGCCGCCGGCACUCCGCCCGCCGCGCCGGCGCCCGCGCCCAGCGGCAAGCGGCCGCCGCCACCUCCGCGGCCCUACUGCGACAUCUGUGAAGUGUUCGGGCAUGCGACGGAGAACUGUGAUGAGGAGGAGACGUUUUAACACCUAAUUUAUUGCACCUAGCUUUAAUGUUACCGUUGUUGUUACUCCUUACUUGGGAAUUAUUUAUUAAUAAUCGUUUACCAACUUUUUUGGUACGACUUAUUUACUUGUUAAAUCUUUAACUAAUAUUUGUAAAUAAAACAUUGAUCUUUAAUGUUUAAGCUACAGUUGCAUGAUAUUUUAAUAUUAUAAGGUGAAUGGUACUUUUUCGUGUGCAUUAUCUGGUUUAUAAUGCACAUAGAGAUGUUCAUGGCACAUUUUAUAUCAUUUCCAUCACAAUCAUGAUUAUUAUGAUAUUCUUCAUAGCCUAAUAACUUUUAUUGUUGUUUUAUGGAGAUAUAGAAAAGAAACACCAAAUUUAAGAUUUUGUAUAAGCAAUAAAUUAAUAUUGAAUUUUA
This is a messenger RNA of Cydia pomonella (codling moth), 6353 nucleotides long. RefSeq names its product CAP-Gly domain-containing linker protein 1 (gene CLIP-190). Bases 514 to 5955 code for a protein of 1813 amino acids. The transcript is spliced from 20 exons. Lineage: Eukaryota; Metazoa; Arthropoda; Insecta; Lepidoptera; Tortricidae. The record is from RefSeq and is a predicted model, not a curated record.